AUGAACUUUCAACAGCUCUCAGAUGAAUGCCGCAUAUUAGCAUUUCCAUCGACUCUGUUCUUCGUGGGAGAACGUCUUGUUAACCACACCAUAGCGAAAAUCAGUGUGAUUGACAGAGACGAAUGUGAACAUCGCUGUUACCUGAACCACAACUGCGUCAGUGUUAACUUUAAUUAUGGAGAAAAUGAACCAGGAACACACAACUGUGAACUAAAUAACUCUACGGCUAAAGAGUAUGAGGAGGAUCUAGUGGAAGCAGCGAAAUAUGUGUACCAUGGAACUAAGAAUUUUUGUGCGCAAUUGCCAUGCAGUAACAAGGGAACCUGCCAGUCGGGUUUUACUAGAGAACGAUAUCGAUGUUUAUGUCCUCCUGGAUUCACUGGCCACGAUUGUGAAAAAAAUGACAUCCGUUUAAUGGGUGGUGGAGCAAGCCACGGCCGCGUAGAAGUUUAUCACAACGGGCACUGGGGCACAGUGUGUGAUGAUUACUGGGACAUCGAUGAUGCUAAGGUGGUAUGUCGUCAGCUCGGCUUUUCAGGUGCAGCCCAGGCUCGUUGUUGCGCUGCAUAUGGUGAGGGGUCUGGUCGGAUCUGGAUGGAUGACGUCCACUGUCAAGGUGGAGAGGCAGCGCUAUCUCAUUGUAGUAGCAACAGCUGGGGAGUCCACAACUGCGGGCAUUGGGAGGAUGCAAGUGUAAACUGUACCAUCUGAUUAAUCCACAGAAAACAAUUCUGCACGUGAAUUAUUAUACUUUGGACCAGAUUUCUAAUAGCUAUCAUACAUUUAUUGGUAUCGCACCAUGCAUCCUUACGAUGCUUAAUUUACUCAGCGACGAAUUGAAUCAUCUACACAAAGUAGAAGCUUUUAGCUUGA
Messenger RNA from Stylophora pistillata, 873 nucleotides. RefSeq lists its product as uncharacterized. Gene Ontology annotation, molecular function: calcium ion binding. Lineage: Eukaryota; Metazoa; Cnidaria; Anthozoa; Scleractinia; Pocilloporidae. Gene Ontology annotation, cellular component: membrane. The record is from RefSeq and is a predicted model, not a curated record.